CCCACCCGCACCCCCACCCGCCCAUCAUGGAGAACUUCACAGACAAGUCUUCCGAGGCCAUCAAGACCUCGAUGGAGAAGGCCGAGGAGAUGGGCAACUCGCAAGUCCACCCCCUCCACCUUAUCGCUGCUCUCUGGGACGAGUCCACCGCCGACAACAUGAACUCGUCAGCACCAACACUGCUCCGCGGGAGUCUUGAGAAGAUCGGCGGCAACUCGACCGCCUUCCAGCGCCAGCUGUUCAGCCGUCUCACCAAACUCCCCGUCGUUGAGCCCGCCCCCGACCCCCCGAUCCCACUCACAAACUCGUACCACGCCGUGCUCAAGGAGGCGCAGAAGCUCCAGAAGGACAACGGCGACAAGUUUGUCGCCGUCGACCAUCUCGUCAUCGCACUCGCCCACGUCGACCACUCGGAGCUCAAAGACCUCCUCAAGGCCGCCGGCGUGACGGCCAAGGACCUCGAAGCCGAGAUCAAAGUCAAGCGCGGGACACGCAAGGCGGACUCGCGCGGCGCCGAGGGCCAGUUCGAAGCCCUCAAGAAGUACUGUGUCGACUACACCGAGCUCGCGGCCGAGGGCAAGCUCGACCCCGUCAUCGGGCGCGACAACGAGAUCCGUCGGGUCAUCCGCAUCCUCGCCCGCCGCACAAAGGGCAACCCCGUCCUCAUCGGCGAGCCGGGUGUCGGAAAGACCGCCAUUUGCGAGGGGUUAGCACAGCGCAUCGUCGACCGCGACGUGCCCGCCUCCCUCCUCUGCCGCCUCCUCGCACUCGACAUGGGCGCGCUCAUGGCCGGCGCAAAGUACAAGGGCGAGUACGAGGAGCGCGUCAAGGCCGUGCUCUCGGAGAUCGAGAAGGCAGGCGACGAGGGCGACCCGAUUAUUCUAUUUAUUGAUGAAGUGCACUUGAUCAUGGCAGGCAAGGACAGCAGCGGCGGCAUGGACGCAGCCAACCUCCUCAAGCCCAUGCUCGCCCGCGGCAAGCUCAAGGUCAUCGGUGCAACCACGCUCAACGAAUACCGCGAGUACAUCGAGAAGGACUCGGCGUUUGAGCGCCGCUUCGCGCAAGUCAUCGUCGAGGAGCCGUCUGUCGCCGACACUGUCGCCAUCAUGCGCGGCAUCCGCGAAAAAUACGAGACCCACCACGGCGUGCGCAUCAUGGACUCUGCGCUCGUGCUCGCCGCCCAGCUCGCGAAGCAGUACCUCACCGCGCGCCGGCUGCCAGACUCGGCCAUCGACCUGCUCGACGAGGCCGCGAGUGCCGUCAAGGUCGCGCGCGAGACGCGGCCCGAAGCGAUCGAUGUGCUCGAGCGCCAGAAGCUCGGCGUCGAAGUCGAGAUCCACGCGCUCGAGCGCGAGAAGGACGCCGCGUCCAAAGAGCGCCUGGCGCAGGCCAAGAAGACAAUCGCCGAGAUCAACGACAAGCUCAAGCCGCUCAAGAAGGAGUACGAGAACGAGAAGCGGCUCGGCGACCAGAUCCACGAGCUGCGGCGCAAGAUUGACGAGCUGCGCGCCAAGGCUGACGACGCCGAGCGGCGCUACGACCUCGCCACCGCCGCGGAUAUCCGGUACACGGCGAUCCCGCAGCGCGAAGCCAAGCUCAAGGAGCUGCAAGCGCGCGAGGACGAGCGCGGCUCGCUGCAGGAGGUGACGCCGGAGAUGAUUGCCGAAAUCGUCGCCAAAUGGACAGGCGUGCCCGUCGCGCGCCUCGUCGAGACGGAGAAGCAGAAGCUGCUGCACCUCGAAAAGCUCCUCUCCAAGAAAGUCAUCGGGCAGCCCGAGGCCGUCAAGGCCGUCGCGAACGCGAUCCGCCUCAACCGUUCCGGCCUGUCGAACCAGAACCGGCCGAUUGCGAGCUUCCUCCUCGUCGGCCCCUCGGGCACGGGCAAGACGCUGCUCGCCAAGACGCUCGCCAAGGUCAUGUUCAACUCGGAGGACGCAAUGGUGCGCAUCGACGCGUCCGAGUAUUCGGAGCGGCACGCGAUUUCGCGCCUCAUCGGCGCCGGGCCAGGCUACAUCGGCCACGAAAGCGGCGGGCAGCUCACGGAAGCGGUGCGCCGCAAGCCGUACUCUCUCAUCCUGAUCGAUGAGAUCGAGAAGGCCGCGCGCGAGUUCCACCAGCUCUUCCUGCAGGUCCUCGACGACGGGCGCCUGACGGACGGCAAGGGCCGCGUCGUCGACUUCCGCAACACGAUCAUCAUGAUGACCUCGAACACGGGCUCGGCGUACCUGAACGAAAACCCGUCCGAAGGCGCCGUGCCGAAAGCCACGCGCGACAAAGUCAUGGGCGCGAUCCAAGCGACUUUCCCCCCCGAAUUCAUCAACCGCAUCGACGAGAUCAUCAUGUACCGCUCGCUGUCGCGCGCCGACAUGCGGCGCGUUGUGGCCGUGCGCCUGCGCGAGAUCCAAGAACGCCUCGACGUGAACAACAAGAAGAUCCGCGUCGUGUGCGACGACAGCGCCCUCGAGUGGCUCGCGAACGCGGGCUACUCGCCGAUGUAUGGCGCGCGCCCGCUCGGCCGCCUCAUCCAGCACGAGAUCCUCAACCCCCUCUCCAAGCUGAUUCUGCAGGGGCGCGUGCGCGACGGCGAAGACGCACACGUCACUACAGACCACGUCAAGAACCGGCUCGUCGUCGUGCCGAACCACGACAACGUCGAGCACCCCGACGACGACGACUUUUCGGACGACGACGACCCCAUGGACGUCGAGAUCGAGGAGGUCGAUUAGGACAGCGCCGGGCGGCGGGGUACAAAAAUUCCGGACGGGCGUAAAGCCCACAAGCAUAAGAACGAGGAUUCCGAGGCCGAGGCGCCAAAGAAGGCUCCCAAGAGGCGCGCGAAGAGGUGAGGGAGUGUAUAGGCUAGUAAAGGACGAUUGUGUAUGCAUAGGUUGUGUCAGG
Molecule: messenger RNA, 2898 nt
Organism: Cutaneotrichosporon oleaginosum
Lineage: Eukaryota; Fungi; Basidiomycota; Tremellomycetes; Trichosporonales; Trichosporonaceae
Biological process (GO): cellular response to heat
Cellular component (GO): cytoplasm
Molecular function (GO): ATP hydrolysis activity; ATP binding
Source: RefSeq, a predicted model, not a curated record